AACACCAACAACAUAAAAAAGAAAAAAGGGAAAAUUGCAAAAAUGGUUGGAGUAGGUGAUAAGGGGUUGUUGGAAUGUGUAAGGAAGUGCACUCCACCACCGUUCUUAUUGAAGACCUACAUGCUCGUGGAGGAUCCGGCCACCGACGACAUCGUAUCGUGGAAUGAUGAUGGGACGGCGUUUGUGGUGUGGCAGCCGGCGGAGUUUGCCCGUGAUCUCCUCCCAACACUCUUCAAGCAUAGCAACUUCUCUAGCUUUGUUCGGCAGCUCAAUACCUAUGGCUUUCGUAAAGUUGCAACAAGUAGAUGGGAGUUUUGCAACGACAGGUUCAGGAAAGGUGAAAGAGAAUUGCUAUGUGAGAUUCGGAGAAGAAAAGCUUGGACAAAUAAACAACAACAAAAUGCACCAAACCAAACCACACCCCAAGAUUCUGAUGAAGAUCAAAGGUCAUCAUCAACCUCAUCAUCUUCGGGUUACACUAAUCUUGUGGAUGAAAACAAACGUCUCAAGAAGGAGAAUGGGAUGUUGAAUUCUGAGCUCACAUGUAUGAAAAGGAAGUGUAAGGAACUGCUUGAUUUGGUUGCCAAAUAUUCACAUGCAAAGGAAAAAGAAGAAGAAGAAGAUGAAAGGCCAAUGCUGUUUGGAGUGAGACUAGAUGUUAAUGGAGAAAGGGAUAUGAAGAGGAAUAGACCUGAGAUAAGUGAAAGCGCAAGCAUGUUGCUUUCUCAGUCAUGCAAAUAGAUCAUGCUAUAUACCUACGUAGAAGCUUGGAAAUAUUAAGUAUAUAACAUAUAGCUAAUGAAAAGUAAUAAUCAAAUAUUUGUAAAUCAUAUUUGAUUAAUUAGCUAGCCUGCAAAGAGUUUUUCCUCAACGGGUUAUAGUUACUUUUGGAGAUCAAAUUUGGUGUAUCAAGGAAUUAAUUAUAAACUGUGAAGAUACCUCAAGCAUGGUAUUGUAAUUAUGCAAUGUGAUUUAGGACGUUGAUACA
This is a messenger RNA of Gastrolobium bilobum, 988 nucleotides long. Its product is annotated as heat stress transcription factor B-3. Gene Ontology annotation, molecular function: RNA polymerase II cis-regulatory region sequence-specific DNA binding; DNA-binding transcription factor activity. Bases 43 to 741 code for a protein of 232 amino acids. Gene Ontology annotation, cellular component: nucleus. The record is from RefSeq and is a predicted model, not a curated record. Gene Ontology annotation, biological process: regulation of transcription by RNA polymerase II. NCBI's taxonomy places the organism in Eukaryota, Viridiplantae, Streptophyta, Magnoliopsida, Fabales, Fabaceae. The transcript is spliced from 2 exons.